Messenger RNA from Peronospora matthiolae, 579 nucleotides. NCBI's taxonomy places the organism in Eukaryota, Oomycota, Peronosporomycetes, Peronosporales, Peronosporaceae. The record is from the annotation of a GenBank genome assembly.
AUGUUCAGUCACAUAGAACCACAACACGAGGCGGUCGAACAGAGGUUCCCGCACACACAGACAUCGGUCGAGCAGGGGCUCCCGAUUCACAACGAGACGGUCGAACAGAGGUUCCCGCACACACAGACAUCGGUCGAGCAGGGGCUCCCGAUUCACAACGAGGCGGUCGAACAGGGGUUCCCGCACACACGGACAUCGGUCGAGCAGGGGCUCCCGAUUCACAACGAGGCGGUCGAACAGGGGUUCCCGCACACACGGACAUCGGUCGAGCAGAGGCUCCCGAUUGUAACCGAGGUGGUCGAGCAGAGGCUCCCACAUACAUCUGAGGCGGUCGACGACGAGCUCCCGCCUCUUAUCGACGAGAAUGAACGGGCUGUGGACUUAAAUGUGAACGACGUGGUGGAGACAGAGCUCCCACGUCUAGCGGGGGGGGUACUUCAUCCUCCAGCGACAGCGACGUUCCAGCCUCGAGCAGUGGCUCAAGACGCAAGAGAAAGCGUAAACGCAAGAAAGGUGCACGCCGAUUACCAAGACGACGAAAUUCUCGCUCAAGCGCCGUUGACGAUGAUACUGUAUUGA